This is a messenger RNA of Solea solea (common sole), 5404 nucleotides long. Its product is annotated as YTH domain-containing family protein 1-like. The coding region runs from base 401 to 2236 and encodes 611 amino acids. The record is from RefSeq and is a predicted model, not a curated record. Gene Ontology annotation, cellular component: cytoplasm. Gene Ontology annotation, molecular function: mRNA binding; N6-methyladenosine-containing RNA reader activity. NCBI's taxonomy places the organism in Eukaryota, Metazoa, Chordata, Actinopteri, Pleuronectiformes, Soleidae. The transcript has 6 exons. Gene Ontology annotation, biological process: mRNA destabilization.
CAAAGCCCGGAUGGAGGAGCAGCAGCCAUUGGGGAAGUGUAUUGGGCUUUAACAUUACUGAGGAGGACUCUCUCUCCCAUUCUGGAAUACAAAAUAGACUAAUUGACGGCGAGCGAGGAUAGAAGUAUAACACGGAUUCAAAGGCCCACACGACACGACGUAACAUUAACUUGAGGAACCACAACCAGGAUCCGGCUGCUUUCGGACUCGGUCUCUGAGGCGACAGACGUGAACUGUAGAAGUUACAGCUGAGCUAGCCAUAGCCACUGACGCUAAGCGGCGCAGCUAGCCACACACAGCUAACUGUAACUGAUCUGUGAAGUUGCUUUCAAAUCACGGGGCUUGGAAUCCAGUCACAAGCUCAGGCUCUGUGAGAAUCCAGGGACUUGCUUCAUGAAUUAUGUCUGCCACAAGCAUUGACCCUCAGAGAUCAAAGGGACAAGCAUCUAAAGUGCAAAAUGGUUCACUGCAUCAAAAGGAGACUGUCCAUGACAAUGACUUUGAACCUUACCUCACUGGUCAAUCAACUCAGAACAACAGUUACCAGUCCAUCACCGACCCCUACCUGUCCAGCUACUAUGCCCCCUCCAUUGGAUUUCCGUACCCCCUCAGUGAGGCUCCCUGGUCCACAGGUGGGGACCCCCCUAUUCCGUACCUCACCCCCUAUGGACCCCUGAGUAAUGGAGACCAUCAUUUCAUGCCGGACACAGUCUUUGGCCAGCCAGGGGGCCUGGGAAGCAACAUCUACCCCCACAGGUUUAACUUUUUCCCUGAAAAUCCUGCCUUUUCUGCUUGGGGCACAAGUGGCUCCCAGGGGCAGCAGACUCAAAGUUCAGGCUAUGGUGGCAGCUACAGCUAUCCUCCCAGCUCCCUUGGGGGCACCUUGGUGCCUGAUGGUCAGACAGGCUUUCAUAGUGACACCCUCAACAAAGCCCCCGGUAUGAACAGCCUGGAGCAGGGCAUGGUUGGCUUAAAGAUUGGAGGGGAUGUCACUGGCCAGGGGUCUGGUGUCAAGGCUGUGGGAUCUGUGAUUGGCGGUCCAACAGUGGCAGCCACCGGCAAUGGAGCCACACCCAUUGGCAUGCCCCCACCCAAACCAACCUCCUGGGCCGCCAUUGCCAGCAAACCUGCCAAGCUACAACAGCUGAAAUCUAAGGUAAAGCCAGGGAUGCCCAAUCCUGGAGGUGCUCUGCCUCCGCCACCCAUUAAACACAACAUGAACAUUGGGACGUGGGACAAAGGCCCGGUGACUAAAGUAGCCACAUCUCCAAUGCAGCAACAGCAGCAGCCUCUUGGCCUGCCUCAUGGUAUUCCACCUCAAGCCUCCAUGCAGCAAGGACCCAUGCAGCCUCUCCCUCCUCAGUCUUUGGUGCAGUCCCAGAUGCAACCCAUGGCCUUACAGCCUCAGCCCCCCCAUCACCAGCACCAUCAACCACCACCUCAGCUCUACCAAAACCACACCCAGCCCCCACAACCCCAGACCCGCUGGGUUGCCCCGCGCAACCGUAAUCAAGGCCAAGACAGUAGUGGUAUGGUGGGUGUGGUUGGAGGUGGCAACAGCGGUCCCCAUCCUUCUGCUGGCCAGGGACCGGGUGGAGAGUCCCAUCCAGUGCUGGAGAAGCUACGUGCCUCCCACAGCUACAAUCCCAAGGACUUUGAAUGGAACCUGAAGAAUGGUCGUGUUUUCAUCAUUAAAAGUUACUCUGAGGAUGAUAUCCAUCGCUCCAUCAAGUACUCCAUCUGGUGCAGCACAGAGCACGGCAACAAGCGGCUGGACUCAGCCUUCCGGGCCAUGAAUGGCAAAGGUCCUGUGUACCUGCUGUACAGUGUCAAUGGCAGUGGUCAUUUCUGCGGUGUGGCAGAGAUGCAUUCACCAGUAGACUAUGGCACCAGUGCUGGUGUUUGGGCACAGGACAAAUGGAAGGGCAAGUUUGACGUAGAAUGGUUGUUUGUCAAGGAUGUGCCUAACAGCCAGCUGCGCCACAUCCGCCUGGAAAACAACGACAACAAGCCAGUGACCAACUCCCGCGACACCCAGGAGGUUCCUCUGGAGAAAGCCAAGCAGGUGCUUAAGAUCAUCGCUACCUACAAACACACCACCUCCAUCUUUGACGACUUCUCCCAUUACGAGAAGAGGCAGGAAGAGGAGGACGAGGUGCGCAAGACCUUUGAACCAGCUCAGAUACAAAACCGCUCACGAUUGGAUCAGGAGCGUCAAAACAGGAAUAAACAGUAGAGGACAUUGAUCCUUGGCUUGAUCAACAGUUACACUAGGACUUUUGAUUUAAGAGACAGAAGAUUAUGACAUUGCAACCAAGCCCUUCAUUUUUUUCUCUGUUUAAUCCCAGUGAAUCUCUGCCAUUGUCAAGACUUGUGCUUUUUUGCCCCCAUAUUCCACCCACCUCUUGUGCAGGGAUAACAAGCUGAUCUAAUGAAUUACCAAUCCACCACCAUACACUUGAGUUCAUUGUUUUAUAUUUCUGUUCCCCGUCGUUCUCGUACUCUGCUCUCACCUUCUUUCCAAUUGAAUCAGAGUUUGACUGCAACAUGGAGAAAAAAAUCUGUCACUUGAUAUUUUAGUACAAUCAGAACAUAUGUGUCCUGCCCCUUUUUGUCCAUUUGGGGGCAGCAUUGCCAUGCUUCAGAGUUAAAACCGUGCCAACAGGGUUGGAGGAUCCCAAAGGCAAAUGUCAGACUUGGAUCUGUGCGCUAAUAAAACCUUGAUUUAUCUAUUUUUCAUUCAGAUUAACAAAAUUUCUAUUUUUUGGCUGACUAUUGACAAUUUGCAUUUCAGAAAUCUGUUUUUUCUGGAGCCUUAAUGGUUUUUUUUUUCUAAUUAUUGGUGACUUCUCAAAUGGACUGCUCAAAACUGCUGGAGAAAUCAGGGAUAGUGUGAAGUCACACACGGCUGGAGACAUUUCAAAGGAGGAACUGCAAAGGCCUCUGGGAAAGGAAAUGGUGGCCGUGUCCUCCACAGCCAGAACUCUCACGAUUGAAAUGAAAAUAAUUGUACUAAUGACGUCCUUUCACACCCCUCUGCUUGGCCUUCUGUUAGUGUUCUGUCUGUGUGUUUCAUCAGGAGAUUGCUUGCGUCUGAGAGAACUGAGAGAAACUUCCACCGUUUUACAUCAUUUUUAUCUUCUAUUCAGAAUGAAUUAUUAUGGGUUUGUGUCACAAACUGGGAGGUUUCACACAUUUGUCCAUUCACCGUCAUUGUUUUUUCCCUUGAAUUCAGUCUCGCUAAGUCUAUCAUGUUGGUCAUAAUGAUAAGCUUUAACGUAGGAGCCUAUAUAUUCAUGGAGAAAGCCUAAAAAAAUGUAUAACCUAAAAAUUAAUGUAACUGAUUUACUAUGAAGUAAGAAAAAAUUACAAAUGAAAAGUGGUUUGUGUGUUUUUUUGUCAGUAGAUUGAAUCCACUGAUUAUGAUACGGUUCAGUCAUCUGAGGGAUGUUCAUGCAGAGAAGAAAGUCAAUGGAUGUGUGUGUGCCGUGCCUGGCAGAACUGCGGUGUUAAUGUUGAGAGUGUGGUCAGUGGUGAUGUUCACUCUGUUGUUGUGUUGGUCGUAUCAGGGCAGAUUCUCUCGGUUCAUCUUUUUGUUUUAACAAUCACUGUGUUCCUGCUUUGAAUUGAGGUCAGGAUAUGUUCUCACACUUUUAUUUAAAAUGGGACAUUAUAUGCUAUUCUAUUGCAUUGUGGUGAAUUAUCAUCACACCAGCAAACAGAUCAGUGAUAAAUGUGUUGUUAAAAUGACGUGUUUCAUGUUGUUUGAACAAUAAACUUAUUUUAACAACAUACGAUAGUUAAUUGUGAACAAUAUACUUACAAAGUUCUUACCAUAAACCUAUAUUGUAAGAAAUGUAUAAGUAUAUUGUUCUAACAAUUACGUUGUAAGGUGAAACAUGUAUAGUUUAACAAUAAACCUGUCAUGUUAUAUAACAUGAUACUGAUCUGUGUUGCACUUCUGAAAUGUCUCGUGCGAGUCACCAGAACGUUCUCUUUUGUGCACCCAGAUGGCCACAAGGGGGGGCUUUCCCUUUUCAGUCAUCUUAUUUCAGAAGAUCGUUUUAAGAUGCCUUGUCUUUAAAACUCAAAUUACACAAACAUGACGGGUUUUUACACGUGUGAACAACGGCAUGAACACACUUUGGUGUUAUACUGCAGCUGGUGUUAAUUAUAGAUAUUAUUGCACUGCUGCUUCUCCUUCAGCAUUAAUAUCACGUCACAUGAUCGCUCUCACAUCCACUUUUCUUAUUGUGCGUUAUUGAUGAACAUCUUCACUCUUUAGAUCUGUUUUUUUUUAUCUGUUUCUCUCACUCGUCCAUUUAUUUCACCCAGUCUGUCCUCCAUGUUUUUUUGUGUUAUUUUCUGUCUAAUGCUGAUUCAGUCGUGGACUUUCCUGACUUAAUGUCAAUGAAUGUGAGUUUAAAUGGAUGACAUGGAUACUGACAUGGUCUGGACCAGUGAUCACCAACACUUCAUGUAUCCAUAUGAUCAUGAUAUCAUUUAUAAAAACUGUGAUAAUAAUUGGAGUUAAGCACUGGAAUUCAUGUGUGUGCAAUGGAAUGCACACUAUUCAAGAUUUAAAUGGUAAACUGCCUAAAAUGUUACUAUGGUAACCCUCCGUAUUAUUCUGUACCCUUCAGGGAGCUCUCAGUCUCUAAAGGGUUGGUGACCCCUGGUCUGACUAACGCUCAUGACCUUUUCAAGGUUGUGUACUUGAUCUUGAUCUUGUGAGGAAGUGAUGAUGAGCUGGCAGCGGUCGUUUAGUGUUGGUGUGAACUCGACACUUCACUGGCUGUUGAGUGUCUGUAUUGGUCCAAUACUGGUCAAAAUAACAGAAAUAAGAACAUCAUAAUAAUACAUUUUAUUUAUAAGCGCCUUUCCAACACUCAAGGACACAAAACAAACAAAGAACAGGACAACACAGUAAAUGGAAAAUGGAGUGUGUGUUCUGAAGAGGUGGGUUUUGAGUCAUAACAUCAUGUAUGAUAGAAAAACAAUAAGUAAAGACUGCAGGGAUCAAGCUGUAUGAGUUCUAAACAGAUGUUUGUGAUAGUGAUGGUGUGAUAUUAUAGGUUCAGAGUCUCCAUUUCCUUGUUCUCACCUGUAUGAAUCAAUAGCUCGGUUGAUCACACGUUUGCCUUCAACAUCACUGCUCUCUCCAUCCAAACAAGAAGCUCUGAAGGACGACCAGCGCCGGCUGUCUUCAUCUCAGGAAGCAUGAGCAGAGGAGGUGGAUGUUAGGCCGUAUCCGUGACAUGAUGCGCCUCAACACUACAAGAGGAUUAGUGACAUGAGAUCCUGCUGUAGAAACACUGAUCGUAUACAUGUUUCACAUCAUAACUUUGUUUCAAAGAGUUAAAAGAGUUAAUCAAGCCUUAAUAAACUGUCCAUUAAGAAAUGA